UCCUACACCUUGAACGUGAUCAGCUGGCUCUACAUGCUAAGGGCAUACACACAUUUUGCCAUUGUUUUCAUAAACGUGAUUAGCUAAUAAUAUCUCAUCUAUCUUUCCACUUGUAGAAUUACGACAUCGAACCUAUUGCCGACACCUAGCUAGCUCUAUAAAUAGUACACUUGGUAAUACAUUAUUAUCAAAUUCUCACAAACACAGUAAAAUGCUUUUAUUGAUCCGAUCUUACUGUCAUCCUCCAAAUCCAUGAAUGAUUUCCUCAAGAUCACAUCAACUGUGCAUUUUUCUUUUGAUCGAAACAUUAACCGUUUAUAUAUAGGGGUAUAUCUUCUCCAAAUUCAUCACAAAUAUUCUCUUCAUUAGUAGUUUUAUCAUUGUCUUGCAACACUAGCAAAAAAACAAUACAAGAAAUCUAGCUAGCUAGAUGGCCACAACUAAGAAUAAUCGUGCCUUGAUGAAGAAUAAUAACUGUGCUCUCAUGAAGAUGACGACUACCAGCAACAAAUCCUUGAUGAAAUCAACAACAUUUGGUUCCACAACAGUAGUAGCAGGUGCUUCAACUCCAUCAGUGGCAGUUCCAAAUUCACUUCAUCCUGCAUCAAAUAUUCAAGUAGAAGAGAAAGUCCAUUUCAGUCAUCCACAACACCCGUUAGUUAAGGUUAACCUUCCUUACAUGUUCACUUGCAUGGGUUGCAAAGAAUUUGGUGCGGGGAAAAGAUUUAGUUGCCAAAAAUGUGAUUUUGAUUUGCAUGAGUUUUGUGCAUCGGCUCCUCCUGCAAUUCUGAAACACCCACUCCACAGCCAACAUCAACUUGUUUUCCACACUAAAGCAGCAAGUGGAUUUCUAAGGUCAAGAUGUGACAUAUGUGGCAAGUCGACGAAAGGGUAUGCUUUUCGCUGCAGCACAUGUAAUUUUGAAAUGCAUCCUUGCUGUUCUAAGCUAGACAUCAAAGUGGAUUUUAAGACAUUGCACCCACAUACGUUGAAACUCCUGCCAUCAACGACGCUAAUAAGUACUGAAGCCGGGAUCAUAUGUAAUGAGUGCAAAACCAAACGUCCUGGCCGAGCCUAUGGCUGUGAAGUUUGUGAUAAAUACCACAUACAUGCAGUUUGUGCUAAAAACAUGAUCAACGGACUUAAUGCUAAUGGAUUUGUUGUCACACCUGAAAAACCAACCCUUGUUGGUACCGCUGCUCGAAUUGCGUCAAAUAUGGUUAUGGGGUUCUUAGGAGGAAUAAUCGAAGGACUUGGUGAAGGAGUUGGAGGUGCUCUCGUAGAUAAUUUCACCAAGGGAAAGAACAAUGCUGGUAGAAGAAGAAGAAAGUAAUCGAGUAUGUGCCUCUCAAUAUAUAAUCUGUAGUUGGUAAAUACUAUGACAUAAUGUUUAAUUUGGAUUGCCCAUUUAUGCACUGGUUUCGUUGCGCUUUUAUUGAAUUUUUGUAGAAAGUUCUAUAAAGUUGUAUGUUUAAACGUCCCAAAUGUAUUCUAAGCUUGAUUUGUCUCAAGAAA
Molecule: messenger RNA, 1515 nt
Organism: Papaver somniferum (opium poppy)
Lineage: Eukaryota; Viridiplantae; Streptophyta; Magnoliopsida; Ranunculales; Papaveraceae
Product: diacylglycerol kinase theta
Exons: 2
Coding region: 431-1333 (300 amino acids)
Source: RefSeq, a predicted model, not a curated record